UUCCUAGUUCAGGACUUCGGAUUCAGGCGACUCCCCGCACGCACUCGAGACGGCGGAGUCGUCGGGGAGGUGAGGACGGCGUGGUGAAGUCGUGAGGAGAAGAAAAAAAUUCCACCGCCGUGGCAGCCAUGUCGGUGCAGGAGUACCUGGAGAAGCACCUGCUCUCGCGCAAGAUCGAGGAGGCCGUGAACGCGGCGGUCCGCGCCAAGGUCCCCGACCCGGUGCUCUUCAUCGCGGGCCACAUGCGGCGGGCGGCGCCCGCCGUGAUCACGAGGGUGCGGGCGCGCCAGAUCCUUGACGGGCACGGCGCGCCGGCCGUUGAGGUCGAGUUGCACACCAACAAGGCCGUGCACCGAGCAUCCGCGGCCGGCGCGGGCGCGCCCGAGGGCGCCGCCGCCGACGCGGCCGGGGGCUCCGAGAGGCGGAAGAUCCUCGCCAGGGCGGUCGCCGACGCGGUGCGGGUGAUCAACGACAAGGUGUCGGAGGCGCUCGUUGGGAUGGAUCCGCAGCAGCAGGCGCAGAUCGACCAGGCCAUCAUGGACUUGGACAAGGCGCGCCACAAGGCUGAGCUUGGAGCAAAUGCUAUGCUGGCAGUGUCAAUUGCAGCUUGCAAAGCUGGUGCUGCUGAAAAAGAGGUUCCACUCUACAAGCAUAUAGCAGAUCUUGUUGGCAAAACCGCUACAACUCUUCCUGUCCCUGCAAUUACAGUCAUUAAUGGUGGAAAGCAUGCUGGAAAUGGUCUUCCCAUUCAAGAAAUUAUGGUCCUUCCUGUUGGUGCUAAGAAUUUUGAAGAAGCAAUGCAGAUGGGUUCAGAGACCUAUCACCAUCUGAAGGAUAUUAUCUUGGAGAAAUGUGGCUCAGACAGCUGCAACAUUGGAGAUCAUGGUGGGUUUGCUCCAAAUAUUUCCAGCAUAUCUGAAGGCCUGGAUCUUGUUAUUGCGGCAAUAGAGAGGGCUGGAUAUAAUGGGAGAAUAAAACUGGCAAUUGAUGUUGCUGCUACUGAUUUUUGUGUAGGAAAGAAAUAUGAUCUAGAGUUCAAGUCAACAAAGAAAUCAGGGCAGAACUUCAAAACUGCUGAUGAUAUGAUUGAGAUCUAUAGCCAGCUUUGUUCAGAGUACCCGCUUGUCUCCAUUGAGCAGCCCUUUGAUAAAGAUGACUGGGAGCACUCAAAAAAAUUGACCACUCUAGAGCUGUGCCAGGUUGCAGGGGAUGACUUGUUGAUGUCUGACCCCGAACGCAUUAAGUGGGCAGUUAGUGAGUACACUUGCAAUGCUCUUGUUCUCAAGGCAAAUCAAGUGGGCACUGUCACUGAGGCCAUAGAGGUUGUGAAGCAGGCAAAGGAUGCUCAUUGGGGUGUGGUGGUGUCACAUAGGUCUGGAGAUACUGAGGAUUCUUUCAUUGCUGACCUGGCUGUUGGUGCUGCAGCCGGACAGAUCAAAGCCGGUGCCCCCUGCCGUGGAGAGUGUCUAACUAAGUACAAUCAGCUGCUUAGAAUAGAGGAAGAACUUGGAAGUGAAGGCGUCUAUGCAGGGGAGAAUUGGAGAACUGUAAGCACGAGCUAAUCUGUGGUAUCAUUUGAGUUGCGGGGAGAAUUGGAAAUCUUGACCUGCUUCGUAUGUAGCCACUUUAACUUUUCUUUGUUGUCUUGUCCAAUUGCGUGUGCUCAUCCUCAGCAAGGAUAUGGAAAUAGGGUGGUGAAAUGCACCAUUUUGUAUUAGAUGAUGGCAUUGUUGUCGAACAUAUACAUAGUGGAUGCAGUGGUGGGGUUUACAUUUUUUGUGUUGUUCAACUUGGAUUUGUUUAAUUUGUGUAUAGCAUGGGUUAUAAACAUGAGUACAGAACCUGAGAAGAUGGUUUGAGGAAUAGAAGUGAUUUACAUUACAUUCUA
Molecule: messenger RNA, 1888 nt
Organism: Sorghum bicolor (sorghum)
Lineage: Eukaryota; Viridiplantae; Streptophyta; Magnoliopsida; Poales; Poaceae
Product: cytosolic enolase 3
Exons: 11
Coding region: 129-1562 (477 amino acids)
Biological process (GO): glycolytic process
Cellular component (GO): phosphopyruvate hydratase complex
Molecular function (GO): magnesium ion binding; phosphopyruvate hydratase activity
Source: RefSeq, a predicted model, not a curated record